UUGUAGAUUUUUCUUUAUAAUUUUGCCAUUCUUAUCGAUUUCACCGAGCGUACAAAUGAAAAUAAACUAUCAAAAAGUGAUGAAUUCUCCAGCAUUAUUAGGGUUUGGUUUGGUGAUAUAUGUCAUAUUUCUGUUCCACAACCUUCCUUGUACUCUAAGCAACCCAGCUCUCUUGUCAUGUGACUCUGUGUUCGACUGUGGAAACAUCACAGCAAGCUUCCCUUUCUGGGGCGAGAAUCGUGGCGAACCUUGUGGUCAUCCAUCUCUGAAGCUUAGCUGCGACCGAGUUUCAAACGAAACCUAUUUAAAUAUCUCCCAAAUCUUGUUCAACGUCCUUCACUUAGACCCCACAUUCAACACUCUUAAACUUGUCAGAGAAGACUAUUCUCGUUCCUUAUGCUCUGUUCGAUCAUUCACACAAACGGAGUUUUCCCCUAAACUCUUUGAGCAAUCACCAGAUUACAAGAACCUCAUCGUUUUCUCCAACUGCAACCCUCACUUUCUUUACCUCCAGAAUUUUACGUGUUCAGGGGGAGGGAUAGGUUCCGUGUAUCAAAAUGAAACAUACUACGGCACUUGUCGAACGAUUUUUAAUGUUACCGUUCCUGUUAAUUUUGUACCUGACAAAGAAGCUUGGAAUUUGGAAAGUGUCUUGAGAGAAGGAUUCGAAGUGAAGCUGAAGAUCAAUGAGAGAUCAUGUAAAAAAUGUUUAAAAUCCGGUGGAUUUUGCAGUUUCGAUAAGUCUGCAACUCAGUUUUGCUGCAAGGAGGACUUUUCUUUUUAUCCAAAUAGAAUAAAAGAGUUUUCCGGUGCGUUACUUGGAAUCAAAUGCACUGAAACCAGUUCUUCUGAUCAUGUUGAAGUCCCAUCUUUGGCCGGAACCGGAACUGCUUCAGGUAGCUUUGGGUUUGUCUUGACGGGUUCUCGAGCGAUAGUACUUGUUAUAUGUAUGGGAUGUUUGAUUUUGUCAAUGCUCAUAUACUUUCUGAACAAGAUAGAAGCAUUACAAUAUCCAAGAAUUGAGAGUUUUGAGGAACUCGUACCACUGAAGAGGUAUAGCUAUGGAGAAGUGAAGGAAAUCACAAACUCGUUUUCCCAAGAAAUUGGGAGAGGAGGAUUUGGAAUUGUCUAUGGAGGAAACCUCUCUGACGGCCUCAAGGUUGCAGUGAAGGUCUUGAAAGAUUCCAAGAAAAAUGGUGAAGAUUUCAUUAACGAAGUGGCGAGUAUGAGUAGAACAUCUUAUGUUCAUAUUGUUUCUCUGCUUGGUUUUUGCUACGAAGGAUCCAAAAGAGCGAUUAUAUAUGAAUAUGUGGAGAAUGGGUCACUCGAUAAGUUCAUAUCGAGCGAGGCCUCAUUGCGGAUUGAUUUGAGAAAACUUUAUGAGAUAGCACUUGGUGUUGCACGAGGCCUUCAGUAUUUACACUAUGCUUGCAAGACAAGGAUCGUCCAUUUCGACAUAAAACCACAGAACAUACUGUUGGGAAAAGAUUUUUGUCCAAAGAUUUCUGAUUUUGGACUUGCCAAGCUUUGUGGGAGUAAAGAAAGUGUCUUAUGGAUGUCAGAGACGAGAGGGACAAUCGGGUACAUCGCACCAGAAGUGUUUUCAAGAAUGUAUGGUAAAGUCUCUCACAAAUCAGAUGUGUAUAGUUACGGAAUGUUGGUUCUUGAGAUGAUAGGAGCAAGAAAGAGGAACUCUGUAUCCAACAACAACAGCAGUUCAAGGUAUUUCCCAGAUUGGAUCUACAAGGGUCUUGAACAGGGCGAUAGUAAAAGGCUUCUCGGGGAUCAAAUAACAGAAGACGAAGAUGAAGAUUUUUCGAAGAAGAUGGUUCUUGUGGGAUUGUCAUGUAUUCAAGCAUGUCCAUCAGAUCGUCCAUCGAUGAACAGAGUUGUUGAGAUGAUGGAGGGAAGCUUAAGUGCUCUUGAAGCUCCUCCUAAGUAUCUUUUGCAUAUAUCUGCAUCCCCUAUGCCUCCAUCUUCUUGCCCUGAAGAAGAGAACUCAAUCUCCUCUGAAGAAAGUAUUUCAAAAAAAAAAAAAAAAAAAACAGAGGAGCACACCAUGACCAAUCUUUCUCUGCCUCUUACAAAACAUUGGUCCUAUACAAUCAUAUGGAUGCUCUAUGUGAUCCCCUCUUGUGUUUUGUCAGUUGAUUACAAUCGCUGCGGUCAUGCGUUUAGCUGUGGUUAUCAUAUGGAUCUCUAUUAUCCCUUUUGGACACCUGAGAGAAAAGAGUGCGGUCACCCGGAUUUCAAGGUCAACUGCACCGGAGAUUUCGCAGAGUUUAGUAUAUCCACCGUUAAGUUCCGAAUCCUUGAGAUGAACUUCGAGUCUCAUAUCAUACGACUAGCCAUAACGAAUUAUCUCAACUAUCUUUGUAAUCCGAAUCCUGAGAAUGCAACAAUCAACCAAGAUGUUCUUCCGUUUUCUAACGACACCAAGCUGUCAACUUUUUACUACGACACCAAGCUGUCAACUUUUUACUACGACUGCCCUUAUCCAAAGGUAGAGGUUCAACCCAAUGAUGACAUUAGACAGCUUAACUGUAAGGUACAAAUUGGUAGUCGAAGUUACUUUGUCUCGUCACAUUCUGGGGAUAGUGCUAUUUUAGGUCGGUUAAAUGCAUCUUGUGAAAGAAACUUCGGUAUUCCAGUAUCUCAAUCUGCCUUGAAGACAGCAGAGAAAACUCAGAGUCUGGAGGAUGUUUUUAAUGAGGGAUUUGAACUUAGCUUUAACAGUGAGUGUUCCCGAUGUGUAACAUCAGGAGGCGCUUGUGGCUGGAGCUCGACAAAAUUCGUCUGCUAUUGUAAAGAUAAGCCUCGCGAGCAUACAUGCUAUCCCAGAAAGAAGAGUCUUUCCAAAAAAGCGAAAAUAGGCAUCGGAUUUGCUUGUGGAUUUAUGGGGGCCACUCUUAUCUCAGGAUGUUUGCUCUGUUUCAUGAUCCGAAAGAGAAGAACUUCCUAUCAUCCAAGACACCAAAACCUUAAGGGGCUAGUAGAAAUGAAACAGUACAGUUAUGCAGAAGUGAAGAAAAUUACAAAAUCAUUUUCACACACGGUUGGGAAAGGAGGAUUCGGAACUGUCUAUGGAGGGUACCUCUUCGAUGGUCGUAAGGUAGCGGUGAAAAUCUUGAAGGACGACUUUAAGAGCAAUGGUGAAGACUUCAUCAAUGAAAUCACAAGCAUGAGCCAAACAUCUCAUGUUAACAUUGUUUCCUUGCUUGGUUUUUGCUAUGAUGGGUCCAAAAGAGCAAUUAUGUAUGAGUUUCUAGAGAAUGGGUCACUGGAUCAGUUCAUCUCUAAAAAGUGUUCAUUAAAUCUAGAUGUGAAUACACUAUACAGAGUUGCGCUAGGUGUUGCCCGGGGACUUGAUUACUUGCACCAUGGCUGCAGAAAAAGGAUAGUGCAUUUUGACAUCAAACCUCAAAAUGUGCUGUUAGAUGAAAAUCUAUGCCCUAAAGUCUCAGACUUUGGCCUCGCUAAGCUCUGCGAAAAAAGAGAAAGCAUAUUGUCCUUGAUAGACGCAAGAGGAACAAUAGGUUACAUUGCACCUGAGGUUUUUUCAGGAAUGUAUGGAAGAGUCUCUCACAAGUCCGAUGUUUACAGCUAUGGAAUGUUAGUCCUCGAGAUGAUCGGAGCAAAGAACAAAGAAACAGAGGAAACUGCUGCUUCUAACUCUAGUUCAGACUAUUUUCCAGAUUGGAUCUAUAAAAAUCUUGAAAAUGGAGAGCAUACAUGGAAAUUUGGUGAUGAGAUAACUAGAGAGGAGAAAGAGAUUGCAAAGAAGAUGACAUUGGUGGGUCUCUGGUGUAUACAACCAUGUCCAUUAAAUCGUCCACCGAUGAACAGAGUUGUUGAGAUGAUGGAAGGAAGUUUAGAUUCUCUUGAAGUCCCUCCUAAGCCUUCUUUACAAUUUUCUGCAGCGCCUCUUCCAGAAUCGUCUUCGCUUUCAGAAGAGAAGUCGGACUACUCUGAGGUAUCUAUAUGAACCACAAAUUGAAAAUCUAUUUCCGAGACUCCAAGAUAGACUUGGUGUAAGUGUGUAACCAUGCAAGAGAAAUUGAUUUAAGAAAAUAUUUGCUUUGUUUAAAAUCUAAAAUGUUUCCAAGUAUAUCUUUCUUGUAUGUGAUGCAUAUAAGCGUUUCAAAACUUUCCCUUAGACUACUUGAAUAAUCAGGACUUAAUAGAAUAGAACCAAAUAUUGCCGUGUAAA
Arabidopsis lyrata subsp. lyrata is the source of this 4210-nucleotide messenger RNA. RefSeq lists its product as uncharacterized. The transcript has 5 exons. Gene Ontology annotation, molecular function: ATP binding; polysaccharide binding; protein kinase activity. Lineage: Eukaryota; Viridiplantae; Streptophyta; Magnoliopsida; Brassicales; Brassicaceae. Gene Ontology annotation, biological process: protein phosphorylation. The coding region runs from base 56 to 3985 and encodes 1309 amino acids. The record is from RefSeq and is a predicted model, not a curated record.